GCAGCUGUCAUCUUCUAUGCAACAUUACCUCCGCAGACUAGCCGAUAAAUAAUGGCCAGUGAGCCGCAGCCCGGACCCGGAGCAGCGGUCCCCUGCUCUGCCGGAGAACCGUGAGCAUGCCCCGGCUUGGAAAACAUCUCCCCAGCCUCUCAGACAACCAUUCAAGAUGUAUUUCAACCGGAGAGCGAAGAAGAUACACACCGAGGGGGCCUCGCCUCUCUCCCAUCACUCUAACGGUGCAGGACCUGCGUGCUCGUCCGGAGGAUACCGAAAGGCAGAUGAUGAGAUGUCCGGGACUACUUCCCAGGCGGAUCCGGUAGACGCCACCGCCCGAUCGGUGCUGCUCAACGGGACACAGACAACCAAGUUCUGCGACAACCAUGUCAGUACCACCAAGUAUGGAGUCCUCACCUUCUUGCCCCGGUUCCUCUAUGAGCAGAUCAGGCGCGCUGCCAACGCCUUCUUCCUGUUCAUCGCUCUCAUGCAGCAAAUCCCCGAUGUAUCGCCGACGGGUCGCUACACCACGCUGGUCCCGCUCAUCUUCAUCCUCACUGUGGCCGGGAUCAAGGAGAUCAUUGAGGACUAUAAAAGACACAAAGCAGACAACACCGUGAACAACAAGACAACAAUAGUGCUGCGGAGCGGAGCCUGGCAGACCAUCAUCUGGAAACAGGUGGCAGUAGGAGACAUAGUGAAGGUGACCAAUGGCCAGCACCUUCCAGCUGACAUGGUCAUUGUGUCCUCCAGCGAGCCGCAGGCCAUGUGUUACACUGAGACGUCCAACCUGGAUGGAGAAACCAACCUGAAGAUCAGACAGGGUCUCUCGCUCACGGCUACCUAUCAGACCCUGGAGGAUUUGAAUGGUCUGUCUGGUCGUCUGGAGUGUGAAGGCCCCAACAGACACCUGUACGACUUCACUGGGACUCUGCGGCUGGAGAACCAGAAUCCCGCUCCUCUGGGUCCCGACCAGGUGUUGCUGCGCGGCGCUCAGCUCAGAAACACGCAGUGGGUUGUGGGAAUUAUUGUCUACACUGGCCAUGACUCUAAACUGAUGCAGAACUCCACCAAGGCCCCUCUGAAGCGCUCUAACGUGGAGCGGGUCACCAACAUGCAGAUCCUGGUCCUGUUCUGCAUCCUGCUGGUCAUGGCCCUGAUCAGCUCUGUGGGCGCCGCCAUCUGGAACAAACAACACACCGAAGAGUCCUGCUGGUACCUGAACCGGGCCGAUGACAUCUCCACUAACUUUGCGUACAACCUGCUGACGUUCAUCAUCCUGUACAACAACCUGAUCCCCAUCAGCCUGCUGGUCACUCUGGAGGUCGUCAAGUUCACACAGGCGCUCUUCAUCAACUGGGACAUGGAGAUGUAUUACGCAGAAACAGACACACCAGCCAUGGCUCGAACGUCCAAUCUGAAUGAGGAACUAGGACAGGUGAAGUAUCUCUUCUCCGACAAGACAGGGACUCUGACCUGUAACAUCAUGCACUUUAAGAAGUGUACCAUUGCAGGACUCACAUAUGGCCACUUCCCUGACCUUGACUGUGAUCGUUCGAUGGAUGACUUCAGCACUCUGCCGGCCAGCCCCAAUAACUCUACAGAGUUCGACGACCCAACUCUAGUCCAAAACAUCGAGACUCAUUCCACAUCCCCUCAGAUCUGUGAGUUCCUGACGGUGAUGGCAGUGUGCCACACGGUGGUCCCAGAGAGGGAGGAAAACGGGAUCAUUUACCAGGCGUCUUCUCCAGAUGAAGGAGCGCUGGUCAAAGGAGCCAAAGGACAGGGCUUCGUCUUCACAGCAAGAACCCCGCGUUCAGUCAUCAUCGAGGCUAGAGGAAAGGAGAUGAGCUAUGAGCUGCUGAACGUGCUCGAGUUCUCCAGUAACCGCAAACGCAUGUCUGUGGUGGUCCGGACCCCCACCGGGAGGCUGAGGCUGUACUGCAAAGGAGCUGACAAUGUCAUUUUUGAGCGUCUGACUGAAGCAUCCCAGUACAAAGAGUUAACUAUGGCUCAUCUGGAAGAGUUUGCUACUGAAGGUCUGAGGACUCUGUGCUUCGCCUAUGUGGACCUGGAGGAAGAGGCUUACCAGGAGUGGCUGAAAGAAUACACCAUCAUCAGCACGGUGCUGAAAGACAGAGCUCAGAAACUAGAGGAGUGUUACGAACUACUGGAAAAGAACCUACUGCUGCUGGGCGCCACGGCCAUAGAGGACCGUCUGCAGGCCGGCGUUCCCGAGACCAUCGCCACUCUGAUGAAGGCCGACAUCAAGAUCUGGGUCCUCACCGGAGACAAACAGGAGACCGCCAUCAACAUCGGUUACUCCUGUCGUCUGAUUACACACGGCAUGUCCCUCCUCAUCGUCAACGAGGACUCUCUGGAUGCGACCCGAGCCACGCUGACCGCUCACUGCUCGUCCCUGGGCGACUCUCUGGGGAAGGAGAACGAGCUGGCGCUGAUCAUCGACGGCCAGACGCUGAAGUACGCUCUGUCCUUCGAGCUGCGCCAGGCCUUCCUCGACUUGGCGUUGUCCUGCAAGGCUGUCAUCUGCUGCCGAGUGUCUCCGCUUCAGAAGUCAGAGAUCGUGGACAUGGUGAAGAAGCACGUGAAGGCGAUCACGCUGGCGAUAGGCGACGGUGCCAACGACGUGGGGAUGAUCCAGACGGCUCACGUUGGAGUCGGGAUCAGCGGCAACGAGGGCAUGCAGGCCACCAACUCCUCUGAUUACUCCAUAGCACAGUUCUGCUAUCUAGAGAAGCUGCUAUUGGUCCAUGGGGCGUGGAGCUACAACCGUGUCACCAAGUGCAUCCUCUACUGUUUCUACAAGAACGUGGUCCUAUACAUUAUAGAGCUCUGGUUCGCCUUUGUGAACGGGUUCUCCGGACAGAUCCUUUUUGAGCGCUGGUGUAUAGGCCUCUACAACGUGAUAUUUACCGCACUGCCUCCGUUCACUCUGGGAAUAUUUGACCGGCCGUGCAGCCAACAGAACAUGCUCCGCUUCCCGCAGCUCUACCGAAUCACCCAGAAUGCCGAGGGCUUCAACACCAAGGUGUUCUGGGGGACUUGUAUCAAUGCACUGAUUCAUUCAAUUAUUCUCUUCUGGUUUCCUCUCAAAAUGUUAGAGCAUGACGCCCCGUUCAGCACCGGUCAGGGAAAUGACUACCUAUUUGUUGGAAAUAUGGUGUACACAUAUGUGGUGGUUACAGUGUGUCUGAAAGCUGGAAUGGAGACCACCGCUUGGACCAAGUUUUCCCACCUGGCAGUAUGGGGAAGCAUGGCGCUCUGGAUGGUCUUCUUCGCCGUCUACUCCGCCAUCUGGCCCUCCAUCCCCAUCGCCCCCGACAUGCUUGGCCAGGCUGGCAAAGUGAUGCAGUGCUGGUACUUCUGGCUGGGUCUGAUCCUGGUGCCGGCUGCGUGUUUACUCAAAGACUUCGCCUGGAUCGCCACCCGGCGCACGGUGAGGAAGUCUCUGCUGGAGGAGGUGCAGGAGCUGGAGGCCCGGGCUGUGGACCCGGGGGCCGCCGUGCUGAGGGACGCCAGCGGGCGCAGUCUAAACGAACGAGCCCAUCUGCUGACAAGAGUCUUUAGAAAAGCGCCUUCAACCGUGGGACGCUCCAACUCGGUGCAGCAGACUGUGUCACAUGGAUACGCCUUCUCUCAAGAGGAGCACGGCGUGGUGUCCCAGUCCGAGAUGGUCCGCUCCUACGACACCACGCGCGAACGCCCCAGCCUCUAGCCCCACCCCUGACCACGGCUUCAGCUCACCGCUAGCAACGGUUACCAAGGUGACAGCGGAGACAGACUCAUGUGACACCCUCCCGCGGGUGACUGACCCCCUGCUGUGGCCUUACUGGAACUGGACCCUCGCCCGGGGGAGGGGCUCACGGUCAGGCGUGGAGGCCGUAGACUCGAGAGAAGGCCGACUAUACGGGAAAAAAAACACUAAGCUGCACAGGCAUGAGCAAUCAUAACCACGCACAGACAUGACGAGUCAAACUCAGAGACUGCUCCUCAUAUCCGUAUACCCUUCAGACUGGGUUUGCUCCAUGCCACUGUGUGUAUAUCCCUACGUGUGUGUGUGUGUGUAUCCGCCUGUGCAUGUGUGUGUGCACGCGUUGGCGCUGCCGUGUUUGUGUGCAUGUGUGUGUAUUCGCUUCAUCUCGUCUCAGGAGGUGGGUUUAGCUUGUCUGUCAUCACAGGAGGGGAGGGGAGGGGAAGUCAAAAUAAACACACACACUGAUGAAUUCCUUGAAAAGAGAGGGAGGGAAGGACCAGAGCCCUGAACCCCAUCCCCCCCUCCCCCUCCACCCCCUUCUACUGAUCGCAGCAGCGAGCCUCACUGCCAAACACCACAGAGAUGCCACUGAGGCUGAACGCCACACCGGACCACCACCCUGCUGCUUAUAUCUCCCCCAUUAUCUCUCCCCCAUUAUCUCCGUAUCUAUCUCCCCCCCUGCUCUGCAGCCUCCACGCAUCGCCUCCCCCUCGUCUUGGCCAGUUUUUAAAUAAAAUCUUCGUUUCCUGUUGUUGUUUUCCGACCGCUCCUGUGAUUCCUGAUGUCAGCUGACAGGCUGAGCUUCCUCCUUCACUUGUGUUGGAUUUCCACUUUCAACUGGACGUUUUUUUUUCUUUUUUUAUCAUUAUUAUUAUUAUUAAAGUGGACAUUAAUGUGUAAUGUGUUUUCCUCUUUUCAUUCAUGCCUGUUUUUGUACUCAUAGAGGGAAUAUUUUACUUGAACUAAUACAGAAACAGAAGGGAUCUGAUAGAGACUGGAUCAUGUGUUGCUCUGGCUCUGGGAUGGGUGUGAAUGUAGCGUCCAGUGUGUGAGAGUGUGUGUGAGAGAGAGGACACUGAUUCAGGAAUGCAAGUGAGAAAGAGUGAAGGGUGGGAGAAGGGGGUUGUCCAUCCAAGUCCUAAUCAUUAAAUCUAAUCAAUCCAUGGCCUGAA
This is a messenger RNA of Trematomus bernacchii (emerald rockcod), 4941 nucleotides long. RefSeq names its product ATPase phospholipid transporting 8A2 (gene atp8a2). The record is from RefSeq and is a predicted model, not a curated record. Lineage: Eukaryota; Metazoa; Chordata; Actinopteri; Perciformes; Nototheniidae. The coding region runs from base 167 to 3730 and encodes 1187 amino acids. The transcript has 36 exons. Gene Ontology annotation, biological process: neuron development; phospholipid translocation. Gene Ontology annotation, cellular component: plasma membrane. Gene Ontology annotation, molecular function: magnesium ion binding; ATPase-coupled intramembrane lipid carrier activity; ATP hydrolysis activity.